This is a messenger RNA of Telopea speciosissima, 1640 nucleotides long. Its product is annotated as polyadenylate-binding protein RBP45-like. NCBI's taxonomy places the organism in Eukaryota, Viridiplantae, Streptophyta, Magnoliopsida, Proteales, Proteaceae. Gene Ontology annotation, cellular component: cytosol. Gene Ontology annotation, molecular function: mRNA binding. The transcript is spliced from 7 exons. The record is from RefSeq and is a predicted model, not a curated record. Bases 89 to 1348 code for a protein of 419 amino acids.
UCCGGUUUUUCCGUUGUCUUACGGUUGUUGUUGCUAUCUAGGUCUUUAGGCUUAGGGUUUCUUCGAUAGUAUUGUUAUUGGAGCGAAGAUGAUGCAACCUGCAACAGGCGUGGUUCCUCCUCGGAUGGCUCCACCACCGAUGGAUCAACAGCACCAGCAGCAGCCACCACCGCAACAGCAGUGGAUGAUGAUGCCUUCACAACAGCCUCUUCAGCCACAGCCCCCUCAUGCGUGGGCCCAACAGUCACAGCCAGCCCCGCAGCCGCAGGUACCACCUCAGCAACCACAGCCCCAACCGCAGCAGCAGUACAUGUCCGCGCAACCAGCAAGCGCAGAUGAGAUUCGCACGCUUUGGAUCGGAGAUUUACAGCAAUGGAUGGAAGAGAACUACAUUCACAGUUGUGUUGCUUAUACAAACGAGGUUCUCUCGGUGAAGGUUAUCCGCAAUAAACAAACUGGUCAGUCCGACGGUUAUGGCUUUAUUGAGUUUGUAUCUCGCGCUGCUGCAGAGAGGAUUUUACAGACAUACAAUGGCACACCCAUGCCUAAUGCCGAGCAGAAUUUUAGACUGAACUGGGCUACUUUUAGUUCUGGGGAUAGACGUCAGGAUGAUGGAACAGACUUCCCAAUAUUUGUGGGAGAUUUAGCUGCUGAUGUUACCGAUUACAUGUUACAAGAGACAUUCAGGAGUCACUAUCCCUCUACCAAGGGUGCUAAAGUUGUGACUGAUAGAACAACUGGACGUUCAAAGGGUUAUGGGUUUGUUAGGUUUGGAGAUGAAAAUGAGCAAAAGCGUGCCAUGACUGAAAUGCAUGGGAUGUUCUGUUCGACUAGGCCGAUGCGUAUUGGACCAGCAACCACGAAAAAGAAUGUGGAUGGCCAGCAAAAUAAAGCUUCUUUCCAGAAUGCACAAGGAACUCAGAACGAGAAUGAAGCUAAUAAUACAACUAUAUUUGUUGGUGGUUUGGAUUCCAAUGUUACAGAGGACCAUUUGAGACAAAUUUUUGGCCAAUUUGGGGACUUAGUUCAUGUGAAAAUACCAAUGGGAAAGCGUUGUGGGUUUGUUCAAUUUGCAAUCAGAGCUUGUGCUGAGGAAGCUUUGAUGAUGUUAGAUGGAACUCCGUUGGGGGGACAAAAUAUUCGACUUUCGUGGGGACGUAGCCCUUCAAACAAACAGGCUGCAUCUGUGGUUCAGCCACAGCCAGAUCAAAACCAGUGGAAUGGUGGUGGGUAUUAUGGGUAUGCUCAAGGUUAUGAAUCCUAUGGCUAUGCACCAGCUCCACAAGAUCCUAACAUGUAUUCUUAUGGAGCGUAUCCAGGAUAUGGAAAUUAUCAGCAACAGCAGUGAUCUGCUUUAUUUGUGGCAGUGAAGAAUUGGCUGAUGGUGAUUUCAUCACUACUGUAGUGGCAUAUGUUAUGUAUCUAAAGAGGGAGUAAGGAGUUCGGAUAUCCAUUUGUUUCAUAUAAACUAGUCUGCUGCUGGUCAAGUAUAAUCACCGGGGCUUAUCCCCAGUACGAGUUCAUCGGAAAGAGCUGUAGAGUAGGCUUGCUUUCUGGUGAUCAUUUAGGCUUUAUGCUUAUCAUUCCCUUAUGUUUUCUUGCGACUGAGUUUCGCGACAGAUUUAUAGAUUAGCUACCUU